Molecule: messenger RNA, 1356 nt
Organism: Rangifer tarandus platyrhynchus (Svalbard reindeer)
Lineage: Eukaryota; Metazoa; Chordata; Mammalia; Artiodactyla; Cervidae
Source: the annotation of a GenBank genome assembly
AUGGCUCAGCACUUCUCCCUGGCCGCCUGCGACGUGGUCGGCUUCGACCUGGACCACACUCUGUGUCGCUACAACCUGCCCGAGAGCGCCCGGCUCAUUUACAAUAGCUUUGCUCAGUUCCUGGUCAAGGAGAAAGGGUAUGACAAGGGAUUGCUCAUGGUGACCCCCGAGGAUUGGGAUUUCUGUUGCAAGGGCUUGGCACUGGAUCUGGAAGAUGGGAACUUCAUUAAACUUGCAGAUAACGGUACCGUGCUCAGGGCCAGCCACGGCACAAAGAUGCUGUCUCCGGAGGCACUGGCGGAGGAGUUCGGCAGGAAGGAGUGGAAGCACUUCAUGCCCGACACGGGAAUGGCCUUCCGGUCAGGAAAAUACUACUUUUAUGAUAACUACUUUGACCUGCCUGGAGCUCUUCUAUGUGCCAGAGUAGUAGACUCUUUAACAAAGAACAAUGGUCAAAAACCAUUUGAUUUUUGGAAGGACAUAGUCGCUGGUAUACAACAUAAUUAUAAAAUGUCAGCUUUUAAAGAAAACUGUGGAAUAUAUUUUCCAGAAAUAAAAAGAGAUCCAGGCAAAUAUUUACACACUUGUCCAGAAUCAGUAAAAAAGUGGCUUCGACAGCUAAAGAAUGCUGGCAAAAUCCUUAUGUUAAUUACUAGUUCUCACAGUGAUUACUGUAGACUCCUCUGCGAAUAUAUCCUUGGGAAUGAUUUUGAAGAUCUUUUUGACAUUGUGAUUACAAAUGCAUUGAAGCCUGGUUUCUUCUCUCAUUUACCAAGUCAGAGGCCUUUCCGUACACUUGAGAAGGACGAAGAGCGGGAGGCCCUGCCUUCUCUGGAUAAACCUGGCUGGUACUCACAAGGGAAUGCUGUCCACCUUUAUGAACUUCUGAAGAAAAUGACUGGCAAACCUGAACCCAAGGUUGUUUACUUUGGUGACAGCAUGCAUUCAGAUAUUUUCCCAGCCCGUCAUUAUAGUAAUUGGGAGACAGUCCUUAUUCUCGAAGAGCUCCGAGGGGACAAAGACAGGAAGCCUGAGGAAUCAGAACCUGAAGAGAAAAAAGGCAAAUAUGAGGGAUCAAAGGCAAAGCCUCUAAAUACAUCAUCUAAAAAAUGGGGGUCUUUUUUUGUUGAUUCAGUUUCUGGACUGGAAAAUACAGAAGAUUCCUUGGUUUAUACAUGGUCUUGUAAGCGAAUCAGUGCUUACAGCACUAUUGCAAUUCCAAGUAUUGAAGCAAUAGCAGAAUUACCCCUGGACUACAAAUUUACAACGUUCUCUUCAAAUAAUUCAAAAACAGCAGGCUAUUAUCCAAACCCUCCAUUGGUCUUAUCAAAUGCUGGAAAACUGACAGCCAAAUAA